Synchiropus splendidus (mandarinfish) is the source of this 2115-nucleotide messenger RNA. It is a transcript of the gene prkab1a, whose product is annotated as protein kinase, AMP-activated, beta 1 non-catalytic subunit, a. Gene Ontology annotation, molecular function: protein kinase binding. The record is from RefSeq and is a predicted model, not a curated record. Lineage: Eukaryota; Metazoa; Chordata; Actinopteri; Syngnathiformes; Callionymidae. Bases 124 to 933 code for a protein of 269 amino acids. Gene Ontology annotation, cellular component: cytoplasm; nucleus; nucleotide-activated protein kinase complex. Gene Ontology annotation, biological process: signal transduction. The transcript is spliced from 8 exons.
GCGCCGGGUGGCGGACGGUUCCAAUGUUUUGGUUGAGAUGAAGAUCUAACGGCAGCUACAACCGGUCCAAGGCUGAGCGUUCGUUUGCAGUCACCUUGAAGCUGUGUACCAGCAGACGCAGUUAUGGGGAACACAAGCAGUGAGAGGGCUGCCAUGGGCCAGGGGGAGAAGGCGCAGCGGAGAGACAGCAGGGGCACCAAGGAGGGCGAGAGGCCAAAAAUUCUGAUGGAUAGCCCGGAGGACGCAGACAUUUAUCACAGUGAAGACAUGAAAGCUCCGUUAGAGAAGGAGGAGUUCCUCGCCUGGCAGCAGGACUUAGAAGCUGAGGAUAAAGGGCCUACAAUGGACCGGCCCACAGUCUUCCGCUGGACCGGUGAUGGUAAGGAGGUCUUCCUGUCAGGGUCCUUCAACAACUGGGCCAACAAGAUUCCUUUGAUCAGAAGUCAGAACACUUUUGUGGCGAUUGUUGAUCUACCUGAAGGAGAGCAUCAGUACAAGUUUUACGUUGACGGCCAGUGGACUCAUGAUCCUGCUGAGCCUGUUGUUACCAGCCAGAUGGGAACUGUCAAUAAUAUCAUCCAGGUGAAGAAAACUGACUUUGAGGUCUUUGAUGCUCUAAUGGUGGAUUCACAGAAGUGCUCCGACAUGUCAGACCUUUCCAGCUCUCCUCCUGGACCCUAUCAUCAGGACGCCUACGUCUCAAAGCCCGAAGAGAAGUUUAAAUCUCCUCCCAUUCUGCCUCCUCACCUGCUGCAAGUCAUCCUCAACAAAGACACUGGCAUUUCGUGUGAUCCCGCUCUGCUCCCGGAACCAAAUCAUGUUAUGCUGAAUCACCUCUACGCCUUGUCUAUUAAGGAUGGAGUGAUGGUGCUGAGUGCGACGCAUCGCUAUAAGAAGAAAUAUGUCACCACCCUGCUGUACAAGCCUAUUUGAGAUGUGUGUGAAGCCUCCAGUGUUGUGGUGAGGAGUGGUAGCGGACGUUUGCACCCGACAGGACACAUCUAUGAAACUGCAAAUUGUGAAGCUGCUUAGAGCAGUUAGUUCAUUUCAGACUGAAACGUCAAACGUGGGGAUCAGGUUUGGUUGCCGAGGCAAAAAGUUGGAUCGAAUGUUUAUUUUUCUUUUUUAAGCGUGUGAAACGUUCACAUGGCCAGUUAAUGGUUCACCUCCAGUUCUCCCUCUGACGUACUGUUUAUACACUUAGUUCACCGUAGUUUUUCACUGAUGGAAUAUUUGUAGACGUGAAUGUUUAUUACUGAUGCAACUUGUAUGUAAAUAUGAAGGGACGUUAUGUCAGUAUUGUUUCUAAUAAUUAUUUUCUGUAGAAGAGAGGACAAUCGAAGCUAAGUUAUAGAAAAAUGCACUGGUGUAGCUGUUCACUUGAAAACAAGGGGAGACUAUAUGGAAUAGUCACAUGGCAGUUGAGGCUUUUUUUAUGACCAUGAUUAUUAAUUUAAGUGUUCAAUCAUAUUUAUAGAGCUUUUGUUCCGAUCUACUUCAUUUCACACACGUUUUUGCGCUGCGGUGACAAAUUGCUCGAAUAUAAUAAGUAUUUUUUGAAGUUGCUGAUGUAACACAAUGACACAACCGCUUUUAACUUAUUUGAUGAGCUCCACAUUUGCAUAUGAUUUCAUAUUUUGAAAUGUGCCCCUUCACCCUGCAACUCUCAUUACAUGUAAUAAAAAUCAUAUCUUCAGACAUUUCAUGAAGUGCUCUGAUAUUGCCACACCAGACCAAGUUCAGACCGACUCGUGACUUUAUUUUGGCAGUGUUUGUCCAGUCGACACAGACAUUCACUUUUGUGUUGUUAUCCUGCGGUAACGUGCUGUUCACUAUUUGAUCCAUCUUGUAUGUUUAUAUUUACAUAGAUUUAUAUUAAACACUACAGUCACUCCAAGACUUUGUUUUUCUUUUUUUCUUUUUAUGCAAAUAUAUUUUCAGUUGAUCAAGUGAGAGUUCUCUGAAGUGCCCUUAUCUAUGAGGAAAUGGAAAGCAUUUCCUCCCAGAGUUAAUAUUAAACAAGACUGCAUGGGAUUUUCCAUCUUCGGUGUCAUACGGAGGAAAAUAUAGAUAUGCUUUGUACUAGCUCUCGGUGUGAGUGUAAUCCCUAAUUUG